CCUCGCUCAAGCAACCACCGACGACAUGAAGCUAUUCGCGACCUCGAUCCCGACAGUCUGUGUCCUAGUGGCAGUGUGUUGCGGGCUACUCAUCCCGGAGCCGACUGGCCCUUACAAGACCGCGUUGCAUCCUUUCCAGCUGGUUGAUGACAGUCGUCUGGACCCAUGGAACUCAUCUCACCCGCGGCGGAUAAUGGUGUCGCGCUUCGACCCAGUUCCGCCCGAGAGGUGCACCCAGACAUGCACUGUCCCCUACAUGAGCCAGUUUCUAGCCGACUCCGAGGACGCCAUCUUCGACACCUACCUAUCCAGCGCCAAUCUUACAUGGCCCAGCGGUGUGCUGUCCCAGCUGGAGCUACAAAUCUGCUGCAACAGGGCUUCUAGGCCCUUUCCCAAUGCUACGCUCGAGUACCCCGUAGUCCUGUUCUCGAGCGGCCUGAAUACUACCCGCUUCUUCUACUCGGCCAUCGCGCAGACCAUUGCUAGCCGGGGUUACACUGUCGUCACCAUGGACCACCCGUACGAGACUGAUAUUGUCGAGUUCCCCGACGGCACCAUCGUCUACGGCGGCAACGUGGUCGCCGACCCCAACAACACGGCGCCCCUGGUGCACGCCCUGGACGUCCGCACCAACGACGCCUCUUUUGUGCUGCACUCCCUCGGAGUCCCCUUCGUCACGGAGACCGACGACCCGGACACCGCGAGGGCCGCUAUGGUGGGGCAGUCGUUUGGCGGCGCGGCAGCCGCGGCGGCUAUGGUGAACGACACCCGCCUCGUCGCGGGCGUCAACCUGGACGGCAUGAUGUUCGGCCCCGUGCUGAACGCUGGGCUCGGCCGUCCCGGGAUACCGCAGUCGUUCCUGGUGUUCGGGUCAGUCGGGCACAACUCGUCGAGCGAUGACUCGUGGGGCAGGUUCCUCGAGACGAUGCACACGUGGCAUCCUGAGGAGUGGGUGAAGGAACUGAGCGUUGAGGGAUCCAUCCACGGGAGUUACGCCGAUUUUGGCGUUAUUGCUGAUGUCGCUGGGUGGCGCGACGAUGAGGGGCUGGUGCAGGCGCUGAUCGGGGACAUUACCGGGGCGAGGACGAUGGAGAUCUUGGCGGCGUAUUUGGAUGAUUUCUUGCAGAUGGCCUUGAGGGGGGAGGAUCAAGGAUUGCUGAAUGGUCCGUCGUCUGAAUUUCCCGAGGUGCAGUUUCUGAGCUGAGUGGUGGGAGAAGACUAGGGGAGGGAGUUCCUAGGAUGCUCGAAGUGACCCAUAGUGAUGUGUCAUCUAGAUCUCCUACAGAACACCAAUUAGCA
Molecule: messenger RNA, 1299 nt
Organism: Phialemonium atrogriseum
Lineage: Eukaryota; Fungi; Ascomycota; Sordariomycetes; Cephalothecales; Cephalothecaceae
Exons: 1
Coding region: 26-1204 (392 amino acids)
Molecular function (GO): 1-alkyl-2-acetylglycerophosphocholine esterase activity
Source: RefSeq, a predicted model, not a curated record